This is a messenger RNA of Racocetra fulgida, 171 nucleotides long. Lineage: Eukaryota; Fungi; Glomeromycota; Glomeromycetes; Diversisporales; Gigasporaceae. The record is from the annotation of a GenBank genome assembly.
ACAAGAAUCAGAUCGUCUUGAUGCGGGAAAUAAUUAUGCUAUAGGUAAUACGAAAUUGGAGGAGUCUGACUCUGAACCAGAGACAAGCGACAGUUCAAAACCCCAAUCACAGACUUCUUCGACAUCUCAGACAAUGGAAAUGGAUUCAAUGUUAGCUGAAAUUGAUGCAAU